Messenger RNA from Emiliania huxleyi CCMP1516, 1334 nucleotides. RefSeq lists its product as hypothetical. Bases 20 to 1315 code for a protein of 431 amino acids. The transcript has 8 exons. NCBI's taxonomy places the organism in Eukaryota, Haptophyta, Isochrysidales, Noelaerhabdaceae. The record is from RefSeq and is a predicted model, not a curated record.
GGAGGAGGCAUCUUGCCGAAUGUUGGACGCUGGCCCGUCGUCGUCGAUCGGCGACGACCUCGACCGCCUGGAGGAUAUUCUCCCGAGCGAGCCCGUCGAUCUGAGUGACUGGCUCGAGCCACCGACGCUGCAGUCUCGCGUACCGUCGCUCAAGGUCGAGGACCUGCUGGUCGACACGGGCCCGAUUGCGGCGUAUGAACGGCUCCGCAUCAGCUUCUUGCAGCAGGACGCGCACCGUGUCGACGAGAAUCACGAGACGGGCGACAAGGAGUACAUAUACACCAACCAACGGCCGUUCAAGGUCGUUUUGCAAGCGCAGGGCGCAAACGGAGGGCCGCUGCCAAUCGAUAACCUCCACCUCACGGUCCGGCUGAUGCUCGAGUCCGGCAGCGACGUGGAGGCCGAGUCCAAGCAGCACGGCGCGCAUGGCCCGCUCUUGAUCGGCGAUACGCGCGUGGCUGUCGGCAGCGACGGCCUCGCCACCUUCGAGCUCACUCUUGGCCGGACGGCCCUCUCCUCCUUCUGCAGCGGGCAGCGCUUCUGCCUGCUCUUCCGCGCUGACCUCCCUGCCGACCUUCUCGACGAGCCUCGGCUCGCCCACCUGUCGGCGCCUCUCUGCCCCCCCCCCCCCCACCCCUCCGCACCCUCACCGAAGAGGCCGUCCCCAGGCGAGUGCGCUGCGGCAGCAACAGCAGCGGUACUCGGAGACGGGCCUCACGUUUGCAGAGGGGAACCCAUUCGCCAAGAGCGCCUCCCUCGACGAGGGGUCGGACGGCUUGCAGCGCGUCGGCUCCGGCCACCUGCCACUGACCAUCGGGACUGCCGUGCCGGCGCUGCCCGAGAUGUACCAGAUGCUGCUGGAGUCGCGGGCGACUACCGCCCAGGUGCGCGAGCAGCUGAGGGUGGUGCCGCAGUUGCAGGCGCAGGUGGCGCAGCUGCAACAGCAGGUGGACGAGCUUCGCCAAGAGGCGCUGAAGCGCCAGCGAAUGGCCUGAUGGUGCGGGCUGUCGGCUCGCGAGCUGACUUAGUGCUUCCCGCCAUGCCGACACCAGAUGGAGUCGGCAUUCGCCCGUAUGCGGUAUGGACACUCACGCCCGGCUGGUGUCCGGCCAAGUGUCCGGCGACGUCUCGGGCGUCGCGGCCUUGCGUCCUGCUCCUGGGCGGAGCGCGCCGGCGGUCUUUUGGUCCUCUCUCUACGUGCAAAGAGAGCCGAUGGGCAUUGCGGGUCGCGCCGAGCGCCCCCCCCCCCCCCCCCGCCCGGGGCCCGGGCCCCGGCGCGCCGCCGGGCGCGGCCCCUUAUACGUGUCUCAAAUAAAUAAAUAAAUAAAUAAAAA